Molecule: messenger RNA, 1678 nt
Organism: Dioscorea cayenensis subsp. rotundata (Guinea yam)
Lineage: Eukaryota; Viridiplantae; Streptophyta; Magnoliopsida; Dioscoreales; Dioscoreaceae
Product: histone deacetylase 9
Exons: 15
Coding region: 93-1388 (431 amino acids)
Molecular function (GO): histone deacetylase activity
Source: RefSeq, a predicted model, not a curated record
UCCCCAAAUUUCGCUCCCGGCUCUCCGUUCUCCCGAGCUCUCGAUCUUCUCUCAUGGCGGUGCUCUUGUAGGAGUACCCACCAACUAGCACGAUGCCCUCGAAGGACCGAAUUGCCUACUUCUACGACGGGGAUGUGGGGAGUGUGUACUUUGGACCGAAUCAUCCGAUGAAGCCACACCGCCUUUGCAUGACCCAUCAUCUUGUUCUUUCGUAUGGGCUUCACAACAAGAUGGAGAUUUAUCGGCCGCACAAGGCGUAUCCGGUGGAGCUUGCGCAGUUCCAUUCGCCGGAUUAUGUGGAGUUCUUGCAUCGAAUCACUCCUGACACGCAACACUUGUUUGCUAAUGACCUCAAGCGAUAUAAUCUUGGUGAAGACUGCCCUGUUUUUGAUAAUCUGUUUGAGUUCUGUCAGAUGUAUGCUGGCGGCACGAUAGAUGCUGCCAGAAGGUUGAACAAUAAACUUUGUGAUAUUGCUGUAAAUUGGGCUGGUGGUCUACAUCACGCAAAGAAAUGUGAGGCGUCCGGAUUUUGCUAUAUCAACGACUUGGUAUUGGGAAUAUUGGAGCUGCUUAAGCAUCAUGCUCGAGUGCUAUACAUUGAUAUUGAUGUUCAUCAUGGGGAUGGAGUUGAAGAAGCCUUCUACUUUACAGACAGGGUAAUGACAGUCAGUUUUCACAAGUUCGGUGACAUGUUCUUUCCGGGAACUGGCGACGUUAAGGAUAUUGGUGAAAGAGAAGGAAAGUACUAUGCGAUCAAUGUGCCACUUAAAGAUGGCAUAGAUGAUGCCUCCUUUAUUCGACUUUUCAAGAUAAUCAUUGCCAAGGUUGUUGAGACAUAUUUACCAAAUGUUAUAGUUCUUCAAUGUGGAGCUGAUUCUCUUGCUGGAGAUCGCUUGGGUUGCUUCAAUCUCUCCAUAGAUGGGCAUGCUGAAUGUGUGAAGUUUGUGAAAAAUUUCAAAUUACCUUUGCUGGUAACUGGUGGUGGUGGUUACACUAAGGAAAAUGUAGCUCGUUGCUGGACUGUUGAAACUGGAGUUUUAUUAGAGACAGAGCUUCCAAAUGAAAUUCCUGACAAUGAAUAUAUUCAAUAUUUUGCUCCAGAAUUUUCACUGAAGAUUCAGAGUGGAAACUUGGAGAACUUGAACAGUAAAUCAUACUUGAGCUCGAUCAAAGUACAAGUUCUGGAAAGUCUUCGGUGCAUACAGCAUGCUCCAAGUGUUCAGAUGCAAGAGGUUCCCCCAGAUUUUUAUAUUCCAGAUUUUGAUGAAGAUGAGCAAGACCCUGAUGAACGAGUAGACCAGCAUACCCAAGACAAGCAAAUUCAGCGCGAUGAUGAAUAUUAUGAAGGGGAUAAUGACAAUGAUCAAAACAUGGACGAUGGUCCCUAAACUGAAAACAAUUUAUGCAGGCACAAAAUGCUGUGUUCACUGGAAUAUUAUAGUAUUUAGACUCAAGAUGUUGUCAAAGCUCUUCACAAUUGAUCAAUAGACUGAUUAGUUAUUAUAGGUAAACCAUUUUCAGACUGGCAGGAGCAUUUUGGGAGAGGACAAAAGAAGUUCUCUGUUUCUUGUUCAUGUUUGGAAGAAACUCUGUGCAUACAUACCUCUAAACAGUAAUAUAACAUACAUUGAAAUGUUACAAGAACCAUCAAACCCAUUUAAAGAAAUUCUUUAAACAA